AUGACGUCCGUCCAAAUCCCACCCUUCACAACCACACCAGUCGAGCAGAUCCCGUCAAUCGUCUCCCGACUUCGAAGCACAUUCUUCUCGCAAAAGACUCGCCCUGCCGAGUUCCGGAUCAAGCAGCUGCGCAAGCUUUAUUGGGCCAUCGCCGACCACGAGAAAGAGCUCUUAGAGGCACUAUCACGCGAUCUGGGCAAAGGCUCUUUCGAGGCCUAUACUGGAGAGAUCAACUGGACUCAAAAUGAUAUCGUAUUCACGACUCAGAACCUGGAGAAAUGGAUGAAGGAUGAAAAACCGGCCGACAUUGCCCUUUCGAAUCGACUGGUCAACCCUAAAAUCCGCAAGGAUCCCUUGGGUGUGGUCCUUGUGAUCGGUGCUUUUAACUUCCCCGUAAAUUUGUCCUUUGGCCCCAUGAUUGGAGCCAUUGCGGCGGGCAAUACUGUUGUGUUGAAGCCUUCCGAGCAGUCACCCAACAGCGCCGCUGUCAUGCAAAAAAUCAUCGAAACAGCCCUUGAUCCCGACUGCUAUGCUUGUGUCCAAGGGGCUAUCCCUGAAACUUCAGCCUUGCUGGAGCAGAAGUGGGACAAGAUAUUCUUUACCGGUUCUGCCCGCACGGCCAAGAUCAUCGCCCAGGCAGCAGCGAAGAAUCUGACUCCGGUCGCUCUAGAACUGGGUGGACGGAAUCCUGCAAUUGUGACCAAGAAGGCAGACAUGCGCUUGGUAGCGCGACGGCUACUAUGGUCCAAGACCAUGAAUGCAGGCCAGAUCUGUAUCAGCCAAAACUGCAUUCUUGCCGACAGGGAAGUCGUCCCGACUCUGAUAGCAGAACUGAAAGCGGCUCUCAAAGAGUUCUUCCCAGAAGGGGCGAAGAAGAGUGCCGACUACUCCAGGAUCGUCAACCUCACUGCAUUCAAUCGAAUCAAGAAGAUGCUGGACAAUACAUCGGGUAGAAUCGUCAUUGGCGGAACUAUGGAUGCUGACCAGCUCUUCAUCGAGCCGACUGUCAUCGAAGUCACCGACCCUAAGGACUCGCUGCUGGUUGAAGAGUCUUUCGGACCCCUGAUCCCCAUUUUGCCCGUUGACAACCUGGAUCAAGCUAUCAGUAUUGCCAAUGAACUCCAUGAAACACCACUGGGCGUAUAUGCCUUUGGAUCUAAGGCCGAGACUGAUAAGAUCCUCACAGGCACGCGCUCAGGUGGUGCCAGCAUCAACGAUGGCUUCUUCCAUGGUAUCAUACCCAACUUGCCUUUUGGUGGUGUGGGCGACUCGGGAACAGGGGCGUACCGCGGCAAAGCUUCAUUCGACUGCUUUACGCACCAUAGAUCAGUCACCUAUACGCCGAACUGGAUGGAGAGUUUGCUGGCCGUGAGAUACCCCCCAUUUGCGGGGACCGGCAAGCUGGCACAGUUCAACAAAAUGGGACUCCUCAAGCCUGACUUUGACCGAAAGGGUAAUCGGAAAAUAGGAGCCGUAUGGUACUUGCUCACACUGGGAGCGGGGAGUGUAUCCGGUGGUGCAUUUCGGGCAGCUUUGAUAGCGGGCAUUUGCAUCGCCCUGAAAGCCUUUAUGGAUGGGAAAGUCUUGACAGCCAGCAAAUGA
This is a messenger RNA of Cladophialophora psammophila CBS 110553, 1602 nucleotides long. Its product is annotated as aldehyde dehydrogenase (NAD(P)+). The record is from RefSeq and is a predicted model, not a curated record. Bases 1 to 1602 code for a protein of 533 amino acids. Gene Ontology annotation, cellular component: cytoplasm. Gene Ontology annotation, molecular function: aldehyde dehydrogenase (NAD+) activity. Gene Ontology annotation, biological process: aldehyde metabolic process. The transcript has 2 exons. Lineage: Eukaryota; Fungi; Ascomycota; Eurotiomycetes; Chaetothyriales; Herpotrichiellaceae.